UCGUCUGACUCCAGGAACCACCUAACCCUCACAUUCAAUAACAUGUUCCGUGUCACUCCUUACCUCCUCAACAAGUCCGCACCCGAGACUGUAGUGAACACUGUCAAGAAUGCUGCCAAGGCUGUAGCUGACUCAGUAGCCGGUACAGGCGCUGCUGCCUCAAAGGAAGCCAACAAGGCCGAGGCUAAGAGUGACAAUGCCACCAUGGGCCAGAAGGUGGGCGCUGCUACCGAUGCCAUGGGUGACAAGAUGAAGGAGGUCAAGAAUGAUGCUAGCUCCGAGAUGAACAAGCAGAAGGCUAAGAACUCGUAA
This is a messenger RNA of Microstroma glucosiphilum, 312 nucleotides long. RefSeq lists its product as hypothetical. NCBI's taxonomy places the organism in Eukaryota, Fungi, Basidiomycota, Exobasidiomycetes, Microstromatales, Microstromataceae. Bases 43 to 312 code for a protein of 89 amino acids. The record is from RefSeq and is a predicted model, not a curated record. The transcript has 2 exons.